This is a messenger RNA of Clupea harengus (Atlantic herring), 3984 nucleotides long. It is a transcript of the gene vamp1b, whose product is annotated as vesicle associated membrane protein 1b. Bases 1367 to 1717 code for a protein of 116 amino acids. Gene Ontology annotation, biological process: vesicle-mediated transport. Gene Ontology annotation, cellular component: membrane. The transcript is spliced from 6 exons. The record is from RefSeq and is a predicted model, not a curated record. NCBI's taxonomy places the organism in Eukaryota, Metazoa, Chordata, Actinopteri, Clupeiformes, Clupeidae.
AUUUCACCCUAAUUUCAAAUAAAAAUUGUCAUUUAGAGCAUUUAUUUGCAGAAAAAUGACAACUGGUCAAAAUAAUAAAAAAUAUGCAGUGUUUUCAGCGCAAACAUUCAAGCAGCUCGGCUUUGUUUGAUGGCUUGUGACCAUCAAACCAUUCCAGAGGUUUUCAAUGGGAUUCAGGUAUGGGGAUUGGGCUGUUCAUGACAGGGUUCUGAUCUGGUUGUCCUUCAUUCACACCUUCACUGACCUGGCUGUGUGGAGUGGAGCAUUUGCCUGCUGGGAAAAACUCAAGAGUUGGAAAAUUGUCAGAGCAGAAGGAAUCAAGUUUUACAGAUCAUUUUGAAGUGGUCUCUUCAUUUUAUAUAUAUAUAUGCCCAAAUAUAUAUAUAUAUGCCCAAAUAUGUUGCAUUGACCUGAUGUCAAUGGGGAUGUGAUGCCUCCUUACCUGAAACCAAUUGGAAACCUCGAGGGUCUGGGUUUUCAUGUGGAAAGUUAAGUAUAGCCUGGUGUCCUAAGUGGCCGGGCAAAAUAAUGCCUGAUAACCGGAAGCUGAAUACUACUAAUAAUAAUAAACUUGAUUUAUCUAGCACCUUUCAUGCAAAAGAAUGCAGCUCAAAGUGCUUUUAAUGACAAUGGAAGGCAGAGGGGAUCGAACUGUUGGGGAGGAGUAAUUCCUUUUUAGUAAAUUAUAUGGAUGGAAAAAGAGUUCAACAAGCUUAAUACAGUUCAUUAAAAAAAAUUCCCCCAGGUCGAUCUGUUUCUCUUCCCAAAAAAGGUUCAAAUAAUUGAAUGCUCACACUGCACAGAGAAAAUACCGUAAAUAGGAGUUCAAUUGAAGCACCGCUUCCCUUUGCUACCCAGAAAUAUUACCAUAGCAACCGACUCCAGCGUUCUCCUCUGAGAUGCGGCAACCAUGGAUUUGUCCGAUUGAAAAGCAAAACUACACCUAAUCCCGUGUGCCAGUUUGGAAUGCCGAAGGCUGCAUGCUCCAACAAAGUCAGUCCGCCGAACUGAACGACAGGUUACCAGCGCUUGUCUUGAUGUCGGUGGAAAAAAAGCGGACUCAACAUUUUCAACUCGAUCUAUAGCUACCGCAGCGUCGUUGCUGUAUGGUGGCAGAGCUGGGGGUAUAGAGAGAGAGGGGUGAGAAGGAGGAAAGCAGUGCAGAAGAUCGAAGUACAGUAUUAUCGCAUUGGCCAAUAGAGCUACGGCGCACAAACAAAACUGUCGCACUAAUACUGAGCCUGUCUGUACCAAUACGCAUCCAUUGACGGACGUCUGUAGAACCGUGAAAAUAUGGAGGGGGAUUGUAGAAUUUGCCUCUUUGACUCGCCUGUCAGUGAAGCUGUCGCGUUAAACUGAAUUGAAAAUGUCUGCUCCAGCCUCUGAUGCUGCCCCCGGAGCUGAUGGAGGUCCCGGUGGUGCCCCUGCCCCUCCCCCCAACACCACCAGCAACCGGAGACUACAGCAAACACAAGCACAAGUGGAUGAGGUGGUGGACAUCAUGCGUGUGAACGUGGACAAGGUGCUGGAGAGGGACCAGAAGCUGUCGGAGCUGGAUGACCGGGCAGACGCGCUCCAGGCCGGCGCCUCGCAGUUUGAGAGCUGCGCUGCCAAGCUGAAGAACAAAUACUGGUGGAAGAACUGCAAGAUGAUGAUAAUCAUGGGAGUUAUUGGUGUCAUCCUGGUUGGAAUCAUUUGCUUGCACUUCUUCUCUUGAGCCAAACCCCAUGGUGGUGAAGGAUGUGCAGAAUGAAAGGAAAUGUGUGUGUGAGAAUGUGAGAAAGAAGAAAAACAAACAACUCAGCACAGCGCCACACCCUCUCCAAUUCUCACCUCCUCCCUCCCCUCCUCCCCUCCAUACUCCACUCCUCCUUCCAGCCAUCUUGCACUAAACUAUAGAUGUGCGGGUCGUGUUGUUAGCUGGUACCUCUCCUCUAAGGCUCCAUGGGACCCACUUUAGCUUUCUCUCUCUCUCUCCAUCUUCUUUCACUCUCUCUCCAUCUUCUUUCACUCUCUCUCCAUUUUCUUUCUCCCUCUCUCUCCAUCUUUUUUCUCUCUCUCUCUCCAUCUUCUUUUUCUCUCUCUCUCUGGCCCUCCUCUUACGCUCAUCCAUUAUUCAAACACUCUGCAGGAGCACAGAAGUGAACGGAAGGAAGAGAGAGAGAGAGAGAGAGAGAGAGAGAGAGAGAGAAUAUGGGAAAGGGAGGGAGUUAGAGAUACAGGGAGAUAGAAGAGAGGGGAGGAUUAGAGUGAGGAGGGGGUGAUGACAAAGAGUGAAAGAAGAAGAGAGAAAAGAGGGGGAGGAGGAAACAAGGGAAGUAGAAGGUGUGGGGAUUUGAGAAAAUUAUUUUUAACAGUAUGGGGAAAAAGGGGGGAGUGUACGUGUGAGUGUGAAUGUGAGUUUGAGUGUGAGUGCAUGUGUUAGUGCGAUUGAAUGUGAGGGAAAGAGUGAAAAUGAAUCACAGAGAUGUGUUUGAGCUAAAGCAGUGACUACUCUCUAGUCCUUCAUCUGCCAGGUUACUGCUGAAGCCUGUAUGUCUUCUCCUGCCGAACAACCCUGUUACAUUUGUACAUGGAUCCUGUCAUUCCAGCAAACUUCACAACCUUCCCACCCCUCUGGCCUCCCCCGUCACAACUGCUCCAACUAGUGAUACUGGGCUUGUACUUAUCUCUGCCAGACUCAACGAGAAUGAGAAUACCUUAGGUGUAUGUGUGCCCUUUAACUUGUGAUUCAAACCAUCGUAGGUAGUAGCUGAUUUCUCCUGAUUAGUCUUUUUAAUGAUCGUUAGCCCGUUAGCUUGUCGCUCCUCUUCUUCUGUCUUGGGCUCUUUUUAGUUUUCUCCCAAGAGAAAGCCGGAGAAAGAAAAAACAAAAACAAAAAGAUUAGAAAAGAGGAACAGGAAAGAAAGAUAAAAUACAUGAAGAUAUUACAGUAGCACAUGAUGAUAAAUUAGUUUCAGGUCAGUGUAAUUUUAACUUUUAAUUUAAUUUUUUACAAUUUUACCGUGCAAGUUUUUAGAUCAAGGCACACAGAUACAGGGUUGACAAAUUCAUACAAACUGAUACAAACACACACCCAGAGGCCCACAUGAUUCUGCGCAGAUGCACAGAUUUACAUUCCAACCAGCUUAACUGCUCCAGGGAGGGUACUGCCUGUACUACAAUUUCAAAUCAACACCUGAGUGUGUUCCUUAAGUCUGAUGUUUCUCCCAGUUACGAGCAAACUGCCAAGACCAGAUGAAGACUAGUUAGAUAGCAAACAGCACAGGACAAAAUUAGCUACAUUUUCUAAUGGAGGAGAUUACAGAAGUACACACACACACGCACAAACACACACACACACACACACACACACAAACACAAACACAGACACACACACACCGAUUUAUCCAGACUCUAGGAAUAUAACUGUAUAGCAGGUGAUGUUUGCACACUAGUGCAGAUGGCUUGCUUGCUUGUGUGCUACAUGUUUUUCCCCAUAGCGGAGGAUUCAUGGAUGGAUCUGGCAACUCCUCUCCUGAACCACAUGGGAUCCACUCCAGAGUGUCCCUCUAUUCGGACUGCCUGUUAUCAUUCUCUGCCAUUAAAUGUCUUUUCUGUACAUUCUUGUGAAGCCAUUGAACCUGCCAAAUUUUGUCAUAACUUGCUUUAAAACCAGAAUGUUUUGGAUGAUAAUGUGAGGAAAAAAGAAAUAUUGAUACUGUGUUAGGCAUAUGCCAAACUAGGAACUUUAGAGAUACAAAUGUGAUUUUGACUUUUAUUUAUUUUUAUAUUUUGUUUGGUGUUUGGUUCUGGUGAAAUGAUUCCUUUGUAAACAUGAACAAAAGUUUGUGUUUGAAUUUCGUACGUGAAUGACUCCAGGAUUAAAACAGUGAAUUUAUAAACACAUUAGAUAACGGUCUUCCUUAACCAGGGAAAGUGCCAAUGCAUGUUUACUUGCUUAACACUUUUGAUGAUGCCAAUAAAAAAAUCAUCAACAUGAAA